Mercurialis annua (annual mercury) is the source of this 645-nucleotide messenger RNA. Its product is annotated as histone H2B.3-like. The coding region runs from base 69 to 491 and encodes 140 amino acids. Gene Ontology annotation, molecular function: DNA binding; structural constituent of chromatin; protein heterodimerization activity. Lineage: Eukaryota; Viridiplantae; Streptophyta; Magnoliopsida; Malpighiales; Euphorbiaceae. Gene Ontology annotation, cellular component: nucleosome. The transcript has a single exon. Gene Ontology annotation, biological process: nucleosome assembly. The record is from RefSeq and is a predicted model, not a curated record.
CAUUCAACAUCUCACCAAUUCUUUCUCUCAACAAAAAUCAAAAACUUUCAAUUUUUCAAGAAUACCCAAUGGCACCAAAAGCAGAGAAAAAGCCGGCAGAGAAGAAGCCAAUAGCAGAGAAGACACCAGCGGCGGAGAAGAAACCAAGGGCGGAGAAGAAACUGCCCAAGGAUGCGGUGGCCGGAGACAAGAAGAAGAAGAGGUCCAAGAAGAGCGUAGAGACUUACAAGAUUUACAUCUUCAAGGUUCUGAAGCAAGUUCAUCCUGACAUUGGAAUUUCAAGCAAAGCUAUGGGGAUUAUGAACAGUUUUAUCAAUGAUAUUUUUGAGAAAUUAGCUCAAGAAUCGUCCAAGCUUGCUAGGUAUAACAAGAAGCCGACGAUUACAUCUCGGGAAAUUCAGACCGCUGUGAGGUUGGUUCUGCCCGGUGAAUUGGCCAAGCAUGCUGUUUCUGAAGGUACAAAGGCUGUGACGAAGUUCACCAGUUCUUAGAUUUGUGGCGAUGACUGAAUCUGUAGAUUGAUUGUCAUCCUUCUGUGUUAAUUUGAUGUUCUUAGGUUGUCUUGUUUAAUUGUUUUUUGGCUACUUGUAACUAAAUCCUAAUGUCAGCGACUUUAAUUUAAAUGAAAUCUUCCAUUUUCAUUCA